AUGGCGAUUCUAGAUCCAGGAAGAACAAACCUCUCGCGAUUCCGGGAAGAACAGAGCUCCUCCUCCUCCAAUUCCAGCCCCGGUGGCGAUGACGCCGUGGAAUCCUUCGCGCAGCAGCUAAAAUCCUCGGCCAGAUCCCAAAAUCUUGGCGAGGGCCGGCGAGUCCACUCCCGGAUCCUCGAAUCCGACCACUCCGGCAAUCGCUACCUGGAAAAUCUCCUCAUCGACAUGUAUGGCAAAUGUGGCAGCGUGGAGAACGCGCGCCAGGUCUUCAACUCGAUCGCUCGCCCCAAUCCCUUCUCCUGGACGAUCAUGAUCCAGGCCUACGCACACAACGGGUAUCUGUCCGAGGCGCGAUCGAUGUUCUACGCGCUCCGGGAUCCCUCGAUCGUGGCGUGGAACACGAUCAUCUCCGCACACGCCCAGCUAGGGUUCCUCCGCGAGGCGCGCGAUCUGUUCAAUCGAAUGCCGGAGAAGGACGUGGUAUCGUGGAACGCGAUGAUCGCAGCGUAUGCCCAAAAUGGGCAUCUGGGAUCCGCGAGAGCGAUGUUUGAUUCGAUGCCGCGGAAGAACGUUGUGUCGUGGAACACGAUCAUCACUGCGCUCGCGGAGAAUGACGAAUUGGAAGAAGCCCUAGCGAUGUUUGAGAAGAUGCCACAGAGAAACACAGUCUCUUGGAACGCUAUCAUCGCAGCACUUGCCAGGAGUGGGCAUUUGGAGGAAGCGCGGGAAUUUACGGCCAGGAUGCCCCGUCCGGACGUGGUCGCACGGACGGCUGUGAUUGCAGCAUACGGCGAGAGCGGGCAGCUCAUAGCUGCCCGGAGCUUGUUCGAGGAGACGGCUGAGAUGUGCCAGGGGGACGUGAUCCUGUGGACCACGAUGAUCGCGGCAUAUGCGCAGCACGGGUAUCUCCAAGAUGCCAGAGAGCUUUUUGAUCGCAUGCCUCACAGGAACGUAGUGUCGUGGUCUGUGAUGAUUGCAGCUUAUGCCAAGUGUGGGCGUGUGGAAGAGGCCAGAGUUAUGUUUGAUCGAGCUUCUCGAAAGGACAUCAUCGCAUGGAACACGAUGAUCCAAGGCUAUGCACAGAACGGGUAUUGGAUCGACGCAAAGAGUGUUUUUGAUAGCAUGCCACAGAAGGAUUCCUUCUCCUGGAACGCCGUGAUGAACGCUUACAUACUCAGCGGCCAGUUCGAGGACGCCGAGGAUUUCUUCCAGGAGAUGCCGCAGCGGGACGUCGUGUCUUGGAACUCGCGGAUUGCUGCUUUCUCUCUGCGUGGAAAGCUUGAGCAAGCGAAGGUGGUGUUCGAGAGGAUGCCGGAGAUGACUUUGGUUUCGUGGACGAGCAUUGUUGGAGCGUUCGCGCAGGCGGGACGAGGGAGAGUUUCGCUGGAUCUGUUCCGGAGGAUGGAGCAAGAGGGCGUGAUGGCGGACGAGUUUAGUCUGGUCACCUUGCUCACGGCUUGCAGCCACUCGGGGUUGACGGAGGAAGCGUGCACAAACUUUGUAGCGAUGACUGUGGAUCGAGGCUUGAGUCCCGGCGUGGAGCACUACUGCUGCAUGGUUGAUGCUCUUGGGCGAGCAGGGAGGCUCAAAGAUGCUCAAGAGCUCGUCGACAACAUGCCUUUCGUCGUGGAUAGUAUGCCAUGGUCGAUCCUGCUGGGUGCCACUCGGGUUCAAGGCGAUUCUUGGCUAGGAGCCAGCGUUGCUAGCAACGUUGAGCCGCAGAGAUCGUCGCUCUAUAUGCUGCUCACGAGCACCAUUUCGUCGUCAAGUAGCUGA
This is a messenger RNA of Selaginella moellendorffii, 1779 nucleotides long. Its product is annotated as pentatricopeptide repeat-containing protein At4g02750-like. Gene Ontology annotation, biological process: RNA modification. NCBI's taxonomy places the organism in Eukaryota, Viridiplantae, Streptophyta, Lycopodiopsida, Selaginellales, Selaginellaceae. The record is from RefSeq and is a predicted model, not a curated record. The coding region runs from base 1 to 1779 and encodes 592 amino acids. Gene Ontology annotation, molecular function: protein binding; RNA binding. The transcript has a single exon.